Molecule: messenger RNA, 1965 nt
Organism: Bathycoccus prasinos
Lineage: Eukaryota; Viridiplantae; Chlorophyta; Mamiellophyceae; Mamiellales; Bathycoccaceae
Exons: 1
Coding region: 1-1965 (654 amino acids)
Source: RefSeq, a predicted model, not a curated record
AUGCGUUCGGCGCGAUCGCGGAACGUUCCCAACGAAAACAACUGGGACGCAGAAUCGAAUCGAAAACAUCGCGAUGAUGAUUUCGACGAGAAGGACGACGAAAACAAAAAGUAUUUAUUCGGAGACGGGAAGAAGCAUCGAUACGUGCGGUACAUGCUCAACGUUCCGAUGAAAUUAGGGAGGAUGAAACUGAUUUUAUUGACGUUGGUUGGGUUUCUGGUUUUGUUUUCCGUCGUCUUUAGCGGAAGGAGUGAGAGUCGUAUCUCGACGACUUUGGGGGCGAGCGGAAACCACCGUCGGAGUAAUCAUCAUCGCGCGAACAACAACAACAAAGGAGAAGAAGAUGAUGAUGAAGAAGAAGAAGAAGGGAACGAGACAGACGACAACGAGAGCUUAGAUUUAUCCGGAGGAGAUGAGGAGGAGGAGACCAACGCCGACGACAACGAAAAGGAACAACAAACGCAAGAUGACUUGGACUCCUCGGAGCAAAGGCUAGAAGAGUUGUCCGUGGCUUUACGAAAGAGAUACGCUAAAGACAUCAAUCGAAAAGGGAGUGAUUUACGAGACAAUAACAGCAACAAUAACAUUAAAGAGCAGCGAGUGAAGAACGAGAAAGAGUUGGAGCGCGCGGCGCAAAGUGGGAACGAUCGAGAUAUUGCGUCGGCAAUGUUGAUGAAGUUGGUGUUGGAUCGAGCGGAGAGCGAUAGAGAAGUGGAGGUGGACGAUGGCGACGACGACAGCGGGAAAGUAAUUAAAUGGGAUGCCGUGAGAGCGGCGUUGAAUGCCAGGUUUGAAGCGCAGAGGCAACAAGCAUUAGCGAGAAGGGAGAGAGAGCGAGAGAGAAAGAAGAGAGAGGAAGCGCGAAGAGCGAAAGAGGCGGCGGCGAACGCGGCGGCGCAUAAGCUGAACAAACCGAAACCGCAAAAGCCGCACACGCAGGCACAGAUUAUUGCGGCGGAGCAAAAAGCCAAGGAGGCGUUCGAGGCGGAGCAAAGAGAGACGGAAAGGAUUAAUAGACAGUUGGAGUUGGAGGAAGCGAGAGCGGAGGAAGUUCGAUUGGAGAUGCAAAAAUUGGAAGCGGCGAGACGAGAGGCGACGGCGAGAGUAGAGUUGGCGAGACUAGACGCCGAACAGCACCACAAAGAGUCGGAAAAAAUCCAAAAGAGAGCGCAGAUGCGAUCGGAGGCGAGAGAAAAGGCGGCGGCGGCAAAAGAUGCCGCGAAGAGACGUGAAGAAGAGCGGAUACAAAAAGAAAUCGACGAGCUCAGGCAACAGCAAGCGUUGGCGGAAGAGAAAUUGAGAGCGGCGACGUUGCAAGAUCCUCUCGUGGCCAAAGCGGCGGCGGAGAAGCGGGAGGUGGAGAUGAAAAUGGCCGCACGAUUAGAAACGUUGAAGAAGCAGCAGCAAGCAGAGAUAGAUAAGCGCGAAGCCGCGGAGAGAGAGAAGACGAUAGCGGAAGCGGUGAAAUUCGCCCGGGAGAAAGAAAUCGAAGACGAGAGGAAAGCGAGAGAGGCGGAAGAGGCAGAAGAGGCGACGAAAGCGGCGAAAACUACCGCCGAUAAGGACCGACAGAAACGCGCGUUGAACAGAGCGGCGAACGCGCAAGGUGCGGCAUCGCACGCGCACGCCGCGAACGAACACGCCGCGGCGCAUAACGCCAAAUCGCACAGUUCGAGAAACUUGUUAGUCCCUCCGCCGUCGAAACUUAGCGGACGAUGGGUCACUGACGCCAACGGUAUGUCUAGAUAUUACACUAACGACGCCAACGAAGCGCAUCGAAUGAACAAGCAACACGGUCCGAGACACGACGAAUCGUUCGAAGCCGGGUUCGGUGCGCAACACAAAACCAUAAAAGAGAAGAAAAGAGACACGACGAAACAAAUGUUGAAGGAAGAGUUGGAAGCAAUGGCGGCGAACGUCGACGACGAAGAAGAAGAAGAAGGAGAAGAAGAAGAAGAAGAAUAA